GGCCGUGGCGCCGCAGCAGAGGCGCUCCCGAGCGGGUGAAGGCGGCUCGGUCAGGUGGCGCUGGGCGGCGGCGGCCGUGCCCUCCGCAGCUGAAGAAAAUGGUAUUCGAGUCGCUGGUCGUGGACGUGUUGAACCGCUUCCUGGGGGACUACGUGGUGAACCUGGACACGUCCCAGCUGUCCCUGGGCAUCUGGUCAGGAGCUGUGGCCCUCAAGAAUCUUGAAAUUAAAGAAAAUGCUUUGAGUCAGCUGGAUGUGCCAUUUAAAGUUAAAGUUGGUCAUAUAGGUACUCUUAACCUUGUAAUUCCGUGGAAAAAUCUUUAUACUCAACCAGUUGAAGCUAUAUUGGAAGAAAUUUAUUUGCUCAUAGUGCCUUCUUCUAGAAUAAAAUAUGAUCCUUUAAAAGAAGAAAAACAACUCCUAGAAGCAAAGCAGCAAGAAUUAAAAAGGAUAGAAGAAACAAAACAAAAAGUUGAUCAAGAACAACAUCAGACUGAGAAGCAGGACACUUUUGCAGAAAAAUUAGUCACUCAGAUCAUAAAAAAUCUUCAAGUGAAAAUUUCCAACAUUCAUAUCCGUUAUGAAGAUGAUAUUACAAAUCGAGACAAGCCACUGUCUUUUGGUAUUUCCCUUCAAAAUCUCAGCAUGCAGACAACUGAUCAAAACUGGGUUCCAUGUUUACAUGAUGAAACUGAGAAACUAGUUCGUAAGUUAAUUCGAUUGGAUAACCUUUUUGCCUAUUGGAAUGUGAAUUCUCAGAUGUUUUAUCUUCAUGAUUAUGAUGAAUCAUUGGACCGCUUGAAGAAUGGCAUUGUCAAUAAAAAAAUCAUUCCAGGAGGUUAUGAUUUUGUAUUUCGCCCCAUAUCUGCUAAUGCCAAGCUCCAGAUGAAUCGCCGAUCAGAUUUUGACUUUUCUGACCCCAAAAUAAACUUGGAAGUUGAGUUACAUAAAAUAGCAAUUGAAUUUAAUAAACCACAGUAUUUCAGUGUUGUGGAGCUUCUUGAGUCAGUUGACAUGAUGAAACAAAAUGUGCCUUAUAGGAAGUUCAGACCUGAUGUGCCUCUUCACUACCAUGCCAAGGAAUGGUGGGAGUAUGCUGUACGUGGUGUUCUUGAAGUAAAUGUUUGCCCCAGAUUACGAAUGUGGUCCUGGAAGCAUAUUAGCGAACACAGACAAAAAAUGAAGCAGUAUAAAGAAUUGUAUAAACGGAAGCUAACAAGUAAGAAGCCAUCUGGUGAAAUUCUCAUGCCUUUGGAGGAAUUGGAGAAAACCCUGGAUGUCUUUAAUAUAACUAUAGCUAGACAACAGGCAGAAGUUGAGGUAAAGAAAGCUGGACACAGGAUUUAUAAAGAAGGAGUAAAAGAUCCAGAGGAUAAGAAAGGAUGGUUUAGCUGGCUGUGGACUUGGUCAGAAUCAAAAACCAGACAUACUAAACAGCAACCAGAUGUUAAACCUGGAAUUCUUGAAGAAAUGUUGACACCUGAAGAAAAAGUUUUACUCUAUGAAGCCAUUGGCUAUAGUGAAACAGCGGUUGAUCCAACUUUGCCAAAAACAUUUGAAGCUGUGAAGAUUUUUAUUCACUUGAAAAGUAUGUCUGUUGUUCUAAGAGAAAAUCACCAAAAGCCUGAACUCAUAGACAUUAUAGUAGAAGAAUUUAGUACUUCAAUUGUGCAAAGACCAGGAGCACAAGCAAUAAAAUUUGAAACCAAAAUUGAUUCAUUUCAUGUUACUGGCUUACCAGAUAAUUUUAAAAAACCUCACCUUCUGACUUCAUUGGAUGAUGCAUCACUCUUCCAAAUUACAUUUGAGAUAAAUCCACUAGAUGAAACUGUUGCUCAGAGGUGUAUCAUAGAAGCUGAACCUUUAGAAAUAAUAUAUGAUGCAAGGACAGUGAAUAGUAUAGUGGAAUUCUUCAGACCUCCUAAAGAGGUACAUCUAGCACAGCUCACUUCAGCAACUUUGACAAAACUUGAAGAAUUUCGAGAUAAGACAGCAACAGGUCUGCUGUACAUUAUUGAAACCCAGAAAGUUCUUGACCUCAGAAUUAAUUUGAAGGCUUCCUAUAUUAUUGUUCCGCAAGAUGGAGUUUUCAGCCCUUCAUCAAAUCUACUUCUUUUGGAUCUUGGUCAUCUAAAGGUGACAAGUAAAAGUCGUUCGGAAUUACCAGAUAUGAAACAAGGUGGACCGAACCUUGAAGAGAUAAGGCACAGAGCUUAUGAUUCUUUUGAUGUUCAGCUUACAAGCAUACAACUGCUUUAUAGUAGAGUGGGUGAGAAUUGGAAAGAGGCACGAAAACUUAAUGUAUCUACACAGCAUAUUUUGGUACCCAUGCAUGUAAAUGUGGAACUCUCUAAAGCAAUGGUUUUCAUGGAUAUUAAAAUGCCCAAGUUCAAGAUUUCUGGAAAGUUGCCUCUUGUUUCCAUACGAGUCUCAGAUAAAAAACUGCAAGGGAUUAUGGAAUUGGUUGAAAGCAUUCCAAAACCUGAACCUGUAACUGAUGUAUCUGCACCUAUCAAAUCAUUUCAGAUUCAAACAUCAUCUUCUUUCGGAACAUCGCAGAUUUCACAGAAAAUUAUUCCCUUCUUGGAACUUCCAUAUGUUACUGAAGAUGACUCAGAGGAAGAAUUUUUUGAUGCACCAUGUAGCCCCCUGGAAGCACCUCCUCGAGUUCUAACUAGAGUUAAAAGUAUUCAACAAAGAAAAUUAGAAAAGCAAGAUAGUCCAGUAAAUUUGACUCAGUUUAAAAUACGAUUUGAAGUAGAAGAGGUUUUGAUUCAAUUUUAUCAUCUUGAAGGAGAUUGUGAACUACCUGUGGUAGAAAUUGAUGUUUUAAGGUCAGGCAUGGAAGUUGAAAUUAGAGCAUUUGAUUUGAAAGCAAAUGCCUUUUUGAAAGAGUUCUGCUUAAAAUGUCCAGAAUUCUUCGAUGAAAAUAAAAAACCGGUAUAUUUGGUCACAACACUGGAUAAUACAAUGGAAGAUCUAUUAACGUUGGAAUAUGUGAAGGCUGAAAAAAAUGCACCUAACUUGAAAAGUACCUAUGGCAAUGUUUUACAGCUGAUCAAGGUGAAUUUUUCCUCUUUGGAUAUUCAUUUACAUACGGAAGCACUUCUAAAUACAAUAAAUUAUCUUAAUAAAAUCCUUCCACCCUCUGUGGAAAAAUCAGCAUCAGUGCCUAUUGUGGAGACUGAAGACAAAGGAGAAGUCAUUAAAAAAUUAGCUUUCAAGCAAUCCAUGAAUGAAGAUAUUAUUACCUUGCAGAUUUUAGCAGAAUUAUCAUGUUUACAGAUUUUUAUUCAAGAACAGAAACGUAAUAUUUCUGAAAUUAAGAUCGAAGGGCUUGAUUCUGAGAUGAUUAUGAGGCCUUCAGUAAUUUUAAUAAAUGCAAAGCUAAGGAAUAUAACUGUUUUGGAUUCAGAUACAAUGGCUGUAUAUAAAAAGGCUGUUUAUAUCACUGGCAAAGAAGUUUUCAGUUUCAAAAUGGUUUCUUACAUGGAUGCAACUGCUGGCUCUGCAUACACAGAUAUGAACGUGGUAGACCUUCAGGUUAAUUUAACUGUUGGUUGUAUUGAAGUAGUUUUUGUCACAAAAUUUCUAUAUUCUAUAUUGGCUUUUAUAGAUAAUUUUCAAGCAGCUAAAGAAGCCUUGGCUGAAGCAACUGUCCAGGCAGCAGGAAUGGCUGCUACUGGUGUAAAAGAACUGGCAAAAAGGAGUUCAAGAUUAGCACUGGAUGUUAAGAUCAAAGCCCCAGUGGUGGUCAUCCCGCAGUCUCCAGAUUCAGCAAAUAUUUUUGUAGCUGAUUUUGGGCUGAUUACAAUGACCAAUAAAUUUAUUAUGGUGACAGAGAGCCAGAGCAAUCCUCCCCCUGUUAUUGAUCUGAUAACAAUAAAGCUGAGUGAAAUGAGACUUUAUAGGUCUCUAUUUAUUAAUGGUGGAUACCAAGAAGUACUGGAUCUACUACUGCCAUUAAAUCUUGAAGUGGUUGUUGAGCGAAAUUUAUCCUGGGAUUGGUACCAAGAAGUUCCUUGUUUUAAUGUAAAUGCUCAGUUAAAACCCAUGGAGUUCAUUCUUAGUCAAGAAGAUAUAACAACUAUUUUUAAAACAUUGUAUGGAAAUAUAUGGUAUGAAGGUGUCUGUACCUCAUCUGCUGUAACUAAAGACCAGAGUAGUAGUACCAGUGGAGUCACUAAUGAGUCACAGCAUUCAGGAGGAGCAACUGUGGUGACAGCUGCUGUGGUAGAAGUAUAUUCACGUGCCUCUCAAAUUAAGACAACACUGAAUAUAAGUUUCAGAACUGAUUAUCUCACCAUGGUACUGUACAGUCCAUCUCCUGAACCAGCAUCCUUUUCAGAUGUUCGUGAUCCUUCUCUGCAGCUUGCUGAAUUUAAAUUGGAAAAUAUUAUAAGUACUUUAAAAAUGUAUACAGAUGACUCUACAGUUUCUUCUUUCUCAUUAAAAAAUUGUAUUUUAGAUGACAAAAGACCUCAUGUCAAGAAAGCGACCCCUAGAAUGAUAGGACUGACUGUUGGGUUUGACAAAAAGGACAUGAUGGAUGUAAAGUAUAGGACAAUCAGAGAUUGUUCUGUGACUGAUGCUGUCUUUCAAGAAAUGUAUAUUUGUGCAAGUGUGGAAUUUCUUUUGACCGUUGCAAAUGUCUUUUUUGAGGCAUAUACCACAGGCACUACUUUAGAAACCACUGUUCAAACAUGGGCUACAAAGGAAGAAGUACCUAUACAGGAACCAGAGAAAUGGGAAAUCAACAUUCUUAUUAAAAAUCCAGAAAUUGUGUUUGUGGCUGACAUGACAAGUAACGAUGCUCCUGCCUUAGUAUUAACAACACAGUGUGAAAUUUUCUGUAAAGGUGACCUUGAAAACAGUACAGUGACUGCUGCCAUUAAAGAUCUCCAAGUCAGAGCAUGCCCAUUUCUUCCAGUCAAGAGAAAAGGCAAAGUUGCUACUGUUUUGCAGCCCUGUGACUUGUUUUAUCAGGCUACUCAGAUAGGUAAAGAUCCACAAGUGAUUGAUAUAUCAGUAAAAUCCCUUACACUAAAGGUUUCACCAGUUAUCAUAAAUACCAUGAUUACUAUAACUUCAGCACUUUAUACAACUAAGGAAACCCUCCCAAAAGAAACCGCUUCCUCUAUAGUACAUUUGUGGGAAAAAAAGGAUACAAAGAACUUAAAAAUGUGGUUCCUUGAAGAAUCAAAUGAAACUGAAAAAAUAGCUCCUACAGCUGAAUUAGUGCCCGAAGGAGAGAUGAUAAAAAUGAAUAUUGAUUCUAUUUUUAUAGUUCUAGAAGCUGGAGUUGGUCAUAGGACAGUGCCUAUGCUUUUAGCAAAGUCACGUUUUUCAGGGGAAGGCAAAAACUGGAGCACAUUAAUAAAUCUCCAUUGUCAGGUUGAGCUAGAGGUUCAUUAUUAUAACGAAAUGUUUGGUGUAUGGGAGCCUUUGCUUGAACCUUUAGAAAUUGAUCAGACUGAGGAUUUUAGACCAUGGAAUCUUGGAAUCAAGAUGAAAAAGAAACCCAAAAAGGCCAUUGUUGAGUCAGAUACUGAAGAAGAAAACUACAAAGUGCCAGCAUAUAAAACUGUCACCAGUUUCUAUUCAAAAGAUCAAUUAAACAUUACAUUAUCCAAAUGUGGCCUUGUAAUGUUAAAUAAUUUAGUCACGGCAUUUACAGAAGCUGCUACUGGAUCUUCAUCUGUCUUCAUAAGGGAUCUAGCACCAUUUAUAAUUUUGAAUUCUCUUGGACUUACUAUAUCAGUUUCACCAAGUGAUGCUUUUAACGUACUCAAUGUUCCUUUGGCAAAAUCAUAUAUAUUGAAAAAUGAAGAGAGUUUAAGUAUGGAUUAUGUAGGAACUAAGGACAAUGAUCAUUUCAGUGCAAUGACCAGCUUAAGCAGCAAACUCUUCUUCAUUCUUCUUACGCCUGUUAACCACUCAACUGCUGAUAAGAUUCCUUUAACAAAAGUGGGACGACGUCUGUACACUGUAAGACACAGAGAAUCUGGAGUUGAAAGAUCUAUUGUUUGUCAAAUUGAUGCAGUAGAAGGAAGUAAGACAGUAACAAUCCGCUCACCAGUGCAGAUUAGAAAUCAUUUUUCAGUCCCAAUUUCUGUUUAUGAAGGAGACACUUUCUUGGGAAUUGCUUCACCUGAGAAUGAAUUCAACAUACCAUUAGCAUCAUACCGAUCAUUUCUUUUUCUGAAGCCAGAUGAUGAGGACUAUCAAAUGUGUGAAGGCAUUGACUUUGAAGAAAUUAUCAAAAAUGAUGGAGCUGUUCUAAAGAAGAAAUGUAGAUCUAUAAACCCUUCUAAGAAAUCAUUUAUUAUUAAUAUUGUUCCUGAAAAAGAUAAUUUGACAUCUCUCUCAGCAUAUUCAGAAGAUGGGUGGGACCUACCAUACAUAAUGCAUUUGUGGCCACCAAUCCUACUCCAAAAUCUCCUUCCUUACAAAAUUGCUUAUUAUCUAGAGGGGAUUGAAAAUACAGUUUUUACUCUAAAUGAAGGACAGUCAGCCCAGAUGUGUGCUGUACAAAUGGACAAAGCCAGAUUACAUUUAAAAUUACUUAACUAUCUUAAUCAUGAUUGGAAAGGUGAAUAUCACAUAAGAUCUAAUGAAGAAGACAUUAGUUUCAUCACCUUUACCUGUGUUUCAGAAAUGGAAAAGACUGACUUAGAUAUUGCUAUCCACAUGACUUACAAUACUGGUCAGGCUGUGGUGGCAUUUCAUAGUCCAUAUUGGAUGGUCAAUAAAACUGGUCGAAUGUUACAGUACAAAGCAGAUGGAAUUCAUCGAAAGCAUCCACCUAAUUAUAAAAAGCCAGUUCUCUUUUCUUUUCAGCCAAAUCACUUUUUUAAUAACAAUAAGGUUCAGCUUAUGGUAACUGAUAGUGAGUUGUCAGAUCAGUUUUCAAUUGACACAGUUGGUAGUCAUGGAGCUGUUAAAUGUAAAGGCCCACAAAUGGAUUAUCAAGUUGGUGUCACUAUAGACCUCAGCAGUUUUAACAUUACAAGAAUUGUGACAUUUACCCCUUUUUAUAUGAUUAAAAACAAAAGCAAAUAUCAUAUAUCAGUGGCUGAAGAGGGACUUAAUAAAUGGCUUUCUCUUGAUUUGGAGCAGUGUAUCCCCUUUUGGCCUGAGGAUGCUUCCAGUAAACUUCUUAUUCAAGUUGAAAACAAUGAAGGUCCUCCCAAAAGGAUAUAUUUUAACAAGCAAGAAAAUUGUGUUUUAUUGCAUCUGAAUGAUGAGCUUGGAGGUAUUAUAGCAGAAGUUAAUUUAGCUGAACAUUCUACAGUUAUUACAUUUUCAGAUUAUCAUGAUGGAGCAGCGCCAUUCCUAUUAAUAAAUCACACCAGGAAUGAACUUGUUCAGUACAAACAAAGUUCUCUUAGUGAGAUAGAAGACUCUCUUCCUCCUGGAAAGGCAGUGUUUUAUACGUGGGCUGAUCCAGUGGGCUCUAGAAAGCUGAAGUGGAGUUGUGGAAAAAGCUAUGGUGAAGUAACACAAACAGAUGAUAUGAUGACAGCUGUAAAUUUAGGACAGAAGAUCAUUUAUUUAGUUUCAUUCUUUGAAGGCUUGCAACGCAUUAUUUUAUUCACUGAAGAUUCAAAGGUGUUUAAAGCAACGUAUGAAAGUGAGAAAGCGGAGUUAGCAGAGCAAGAAAUUACACUGGCAUUACAAGAUGUUGGAAUUUCUCUUGUGAACAAUUACACAAAGCAAGAAGUGGCCUACAUAGGCAUUACGAGUUCUGAUGUAGUUUGGGAAACAAAGCACAAGAAGAAAGCAAGGUGGAAGCCAAUGAGUGUAAAGCACACUGAGAAGUUGGAAAAAGAAUUUAAGGAAUACACUGAAUCUUCACCUUUAGAAGAUAAGAUUAUUGAGUUGGACACCAGCAUUUCGGUUCGCUUAACACCUAGCGGGAAUAGCAUGAAAAUUCUGCAACCACAUGUAAUACCUCUCCGAAGAAAUUAUCUUCCAGCAUUAAAAGUUGAAUAUAGCACGUCUGCACAUCAGUCAUCAUUCCGAAUUCAGAUUUACAGAAUACAGAUCCAAAACCAGAUUCAUGGUGCUAUUUUUCCAUUCGUGUUUUAUCCUAUUAGACCUCCAAAGUCUGUCACCAUGGACUCAGCACCAAAGCCCUUUACAGAUGUCAGUAUUGUCAUGAGAUCUGCAGGACAUUCCCAGAUAUCACGUAUUAAGUAUUUCAAAGUAUUGAUUCAAGAAAUGGAUCUCAGGUUAGAUCUUGGAUUUGUCUAUGCUUUAGCAGACCUUAUGACAGAAAAUGAAGUGACUGAGAAAACAGAGGUUGAGCUUUUCCAUAAAGAUAUAGAAGCUUUUGAAGAAGAAUAUGAAACAGUUUCGCUGGUAGAUCAAUCACAAGUCAGCCUCUAUGAAUAUUUUCAUAUAUCUCCUAUCAAGUUACAUCUGAGUGUUUCACUGAGUUCGGGUGGAGAAGAAGCUAAAGAUUCUGAACAACGUGGAGGACUGAUUCCAUUUCAUUCUUUAAAUCUUUUGCUGAAGAGUAUUGGUGCCACUCUUACAGAUGUACAAGAUGUAGUUUUUAAGCUUGCCUUUUUUGAACUCAACUAUCAGUUUCAUACAACUUCUCAACUACAAUCUGAAGUAAUAAAACACUAUUCAAAACAGGCCAUUAAGCAGAUGUAUGUACUCAUUCUUGGCCUUGAUGUUUUGGGAAAUCCAUUUGGCUUAAUAAGGGAAUUUUCAGAAGGUGUAGAGGCAUUUUUUUAUGAACCUUACCAGGGAGCCAUCCAGGGUCCUGAAGAGUUUGUGGAAGGCAUGGCACUAGGACUAAAGGCACUCGUCGGGGGAGCUGUUGGUGGAUUGGCUGGUGCUGCCUCAAAAAUCACUGGUGCUAUGGCUAAAGGUGUAGCAGCCAUCACAAUGGAUGAAGAUUACCAGCAGAAAAGAAGAGAAGCCAUGAACAAGCAGCCAGCUGGUUUUAGAGAAGGGAUCACCCGUGGAGGAAAAGGCUUGGUUUCUGGUUUUGUAAGUGGCAUUACAGGAAUUGUUACAAAACCAAUCAAAGGGGCUCAGAAAGAAGGAGCAGCUGGUUUCUUUAAAGGUGUUGGGAAAGGUUUAGUUGGGGCAGUGGCCAGGCCAACUGGAGGCAUCAUAGACAUGGCUAGCAGUACAUUUCAGGGGAUAAAAAGAGCUACAGAGACUUCUGAAGUGGAGAGUCUACGACCACCUCGAUUCUUUAAUGAGGAUGGAGUCAUCAGGCCUUACAGGUUGAGGGAUGGUACCGGAAAUCAGAUGUUACAGGCAUCAAAAAGUUUGAUAUGAACAUUUAAUGCAUGACUUUGCAAGUAAAAGACAGCAGUAGAUUUCAGUCUUAAGAUUUUUACAAACUACAUACACCUGUCUCACUAUUUUGAAUAUUUUUAAAAAGCUUUUAUAUUGGUAAUUUUUAAUAGAAAUUGUAGUAUAUCUGAUCUUUUUAUACGUUAUUCUUAGUUCUUCCCUGAAUUUGCUAGAUGUGUUGAAAGCCAAAGUACCUUAUGUACUCUUGUAGUUGGUGGUAUUUAGCCAGAUAAACUGCUUCUGUUUGGGGUUCUUCCUUCUGUUUAUCAAACCACUAGUCUUUAUAUCACAUAUAAUCCUUACCUCCAGUUAGAUAUGACAAAGGAAAAACAAAACUCAGAAACAGUUUAUAGAUAAUUCAGGAGUUCUUAUGCUUUGCUUUUUAACAUGCUUAAUGGCCAUGAGUUUCCUAUCUGUUCUAGUGUAGUAUAUAUAAAAUUGUGAGAUUUGAUACUCCAUUCACAUGGAAAUCAGUUAUCUUUCACUAAGAUUAGCUUUUGGGAAAGUAGACAGUUUGAAGGUAAAAUAUUUUACUUAUACAGGCAGCUCUCAUAAUAAAUUGGACUUCCAAAAAUCUGGGUUAUAGUGUCGAUAACAGUACUCAUAUACAAGGCCAUGCCAGUACAAACAUGUUUCUGUGGUAUAAAUGUGUUAUACUACUUUAAGCCAUUUUGUUUGAAUAAAAUAAGAAGUAUGUUGUAUAGACUUGAGAGUAGUAAUACAUCAGCACUGGAUAGAACCUUUGGUAUUUUAAAUAUUGUUAUGUUUAAAAUAACCAGGAUAAAGAUUUAAAACUUCAGUAUUUCACUGAUUGCAUAUAUAGCAUAUAGUACUGCAUCUGUGUGGUCCUUCUAUUAAUAUAUUAUAAUACAACCAUAGAGCUAAUGUACAAUAUUAGGUAAAGUGACUUGAAAAUGUUUUUAAAGUAUCAAAAUACUUGCAUAUUGGAAUAGAAUUGGUAUUCUAUUGAAAAGUUGUGCUUUAAAAGACAUAUCAUGCAAUGAUGUGACAGUAGAUCUUUUAAGAGUACAGAUACACUGUAGAGUGACAGUAUAUAUCUUUUAAGAUAGAAAAGUUGCAGAAAUCUUCUAUGGGUAAUACAGUUAAAAAAUUUAAGAGUACAGAUAUACUGUACAGUGACAGUAUAUCUUUUAAGAUAGGAAAGUUGCAGAAAUCUUCUAUGGCUAAUACAGUUGAAAAAUUUGACCCAAUACCUGCAUUCCCUUGUUAGAGCACAGUUAACAUGUUGCUAACAUUUUACUGAUUAAAAGCUGAGUGAUUUUCAAAUCCCUUUUUAAAAAUUAGAAAUAUAUCUUGAGAAACUUUUAAUAAAUUUAUUAGGAGGUAAGAAGCAGUAGUGAGGAGAAUGUAGAAACAUGCGUUGCAUAUAUGGUAACUUAUGGGAAAAUAUGAGUUACCAAAAAAUGGUUGCUAUUUUAUUUCAGUGGCAAAUUUAUAAAUUUAUUCUAUACCUCUUUUGUGAUACACAAGCCUUUCUACUUUUAAAGAAUCACAUUAUUUUUAGUAGACCAGACUUCGCCAAAAGAGUGGUUUCAGUGGGUAAAAUCUCAUCAUCUUUGUCAGCUAUUACUUAGUUUUCAGCAAGCGUGUGAAGUACAUCAUUACCUAGAGAGCCUACAGGAAUUCAUGAGAUGCCUCGGCAUGUUUUCAGUUACCCUUAUUCUCUUAUAAGUGAACUGUUGUCUUAGUGGCAGGGUGCUUUUUAAGUCAAAAUCUACUUGUAUUAUUAGCAAAUGUGUUAAACCAUAUAAAUACCAGUACUUUGAAAAAUAAUUAGACGGCAUAUAAACUGGAUUUAAAGUCUCACCUAAGGGAUUUAAUGAUGGUGCCUUAGAAAAUGUUUGUUUUCAGCUGUUUCUCCUUUUAUUUUUCAUUUCUAAAAAAGAUUCUGUGUCCACUAAGUUAUAUAUGUUCAUAUGUAAUAAUUGAAUAUAAAGUACAUUCUUUCGUUGGGUAACUUCCUAUCCAGAAAACAGCACAUUAUAAUAAUGCUUGCUUCCUGGUAGUCAAGUUGCCUACUAGAAAAUUAGUAUUUGUACACUGAGUGUGUAUAAACUAGUUGAUGUUAGUCUUAGGCCAAUGAAGUUAUAAAAUACUAUAUCUAUGAUUAUAGCUUGAAUUACAGCUACUAGCUUCUCAAACAUUUCAUAAUUUUAUGUCUUCCAAGCAAUCUUCCACACUUUACUAACCUUUACGCUUCUCUUUCCCUUUACCAUGCUUACAGAAAAUUCAGGUCUACAGGGAGUGGAUUAUGACUCAUAAUAACAGUAGUGAUGAUGAUGAUGGUGAUGAUGAUGAUGAUUAGUCAGAUCUAAUCUGUUAAAAUGCACAUAUUCUUUACCAUUUUACUCGGAAUGUUUCAUUAACAUUUUGAAUGACUGCUAUUACAAAGCCUGUAUUUCCAUUUUAGGGAGGUAAAACACUUUUUUUAAAAAAAUGUUUUUCUGAAUGUCAUGUAAAGCAAAAUAAUUGCAUUAUUUAAGCAUAGGAAAAAAUGUAUUUUACAUCCAAAGUAGGGCAUACUACAUAUUACAGAUUUGCUUCCCUUUAUUUCAUAACUUUGUGUUAUAGUUUGUCUUUAAGAUUUUAAAUUUAUAUUUCAUUAUGUUUUUAAUGCUCAGUAGUUUUAUUUUACAUUACCUGCUUGUUUGUUACCAAAAUGCUUUUUUUUAAUUCUGUAAAUUUCUGGGCUUAAUAUAAUACUAUUGUGUAACAAAAGAGAAUAGUAACAGCAUUCAAUGUACUAUAUUUAUCUAGCAUUUUAAAGGUAUUUUUGUCAACCUUCUGUUAAUAAUAAACUCAUAUAACUUCAAA
Molecule: messenger RNA, 12155 nt
Organism: Chinchilla lanigera (long-tailed chinchilla)
Lineage: Eukaryota; Metazoa; Chordata; Mammalia; Rodentia; Chinchillidae
Gene: Vps13a
Product: vacuolar protein sorting 13 homolog A (S. cerevisiae)
Biological process (GO): protein retention in Golgi apparatus; protein targeting to vacuole; autophagy
Cellular component (GO): extrinsic component of membrane
Source: RefSeq, a predicted model, not a curated record